Anguilla rostrata (American eel) is the source of this 2103-nucleotide messenger RNA. It is a transcript of the gene odr4, whose product is annotated as odr-4 GPCR localization factor homolog. Gene Ontology annotation, cellular component: endomembrane system. Gene Ontology annotation, biological process: intracellular protein localization. The transcript has 14 exons. The coding region runs from base 182 to 1522 and encodes 446 amino acids. NCBI's taxonomy places the organism in Eukaryota, Metazoa, Chordata, Actinopteri, Anguilliformes, Anguillidae. The record is from RefSeq and is a predicted model, not a curated record.
UGUCAAAGUAGCCACGUAAUACUGUCAGUGUUUUGACAUGGAAAGUGAUUAUAGGUAGCUGACUAACUACCUUAAUUAGCUAGCAGCCAAGACGCAUUAAUGAUGCAGUCAUGUCUUCUGAGAGGCUGGUUGACAACCUAGCCGCAAACGAUAAUUGUGAUAGACAGAGUGUUAUGUCAAAAUGGGAAGAAGCUACUUAGUAGAUGAUUUGGUUGAGAAAUACCUCAUCAAUCUUCAGACUGUGGAUCUGCCCUUCGUCACUGGGCUCUUGAUUGGGCAGAUUGCGGUGCAGAAGGACUAUGUGGUGCUGGCAGCACAGACCCCACAGCGGGAGAAAGAUUCUCAGGGCGCUGUGUCCAAUGGCAGUGCAGCUGCUAGCUCACUCGAUGGCAUUGACAUCCAGUGGGUCUCGGAGCACGCCAAACAGGUUUCCCAGAUGUUACCUGGAGGUUUGUUAGUUCUUGGUGUGUUUCUUAUUCACCCACCGGAACUGUCAAAAGAGGCCCAGAACAUGCUAAGACGGUUGCUUUUUGCUGUGGAAAAGCAUGUAUCGAAAGGAAGACUAUGGAAAGUCACAGAGGAAGAUGUAUCCGAGAGAGUCAUGCUCCAAAUCUGCUCAAAAACUAGGAAAGCCAUUUGUCGGACAUUUGAUGUGUUGGACCCAAAGAGCUCAGCCAAGCCUGCAGAUUGGAAAUACCAGUCUGGAGUGUCUGGCUCUUGGCAGGCCUUGCAGUGCUGUGUUGAGCUUGACCUGGAGUUCCCCGUCUCAGAUACAUCAUCCGCAAAUAUGGACAGGUGCACGAAGGAAGGGCUUCAGAAGUGGGCCAAACAGAUCGAGACCAGUCUCUGCCUUAUCAACGGCAAGCGUCUGGCUGAUAACUUUGACGUGACCGCAGGACUGAAAAAGAAUGCCAAAGCCAACCAGCCGACGCUCCAGGCUCAGAUCCUCAUCCCAGCCGCGGGGCUGGGGGCGGAGCAGAGGUCCACGGCGUCGGUGCAGGCCUGCAGCGGGGUCCUGGCCCUGAAGGGAGUGGUGCACUGCCGGGCCUACGUCCACACCAGCAAACCCCGGGCCUGGCAGGCCGUGGAGGCCAUCAAAAGAGACGUCAUGAACACGGUUUCAUGCAGAACUGAGAUGCUGUUUGAAGACCUCCGGAUGAACGAAGGAGCCGUUGGCAGCCGGCAGCCCCUGCCACUGCGGGUGUUUGCCCCGGUGCCGAGCACGGUGAUCUGCGUGUGCGACUACAUGUUCCCCGACGAGAGCACGGCAGACGUGAGCGAGCGCUUCAAGGAGAUGCUGGACUGUGACAUCCCAGAGGAUUCCAUAGACACUUCCCAAGAAGCUGCGAUUGAAAAGCAACCAAACAUUAAUUCAGAGGAAUGCAUGGAUAGUGUAACACCAGAGGUUCCAGUUGAAUCUACCAAAAGACAGAAACCCCUUCGGCCUUACAUUGGUGCGGCGGUGGCUGCUGGAGUUGCCCUCCUCGCCGCGGCUCUGUCUCUGCUCUACCUCGGCGACUGAGCGAAGGAAGAAAACAUUUCUGUGAAAAACGAAAAGCCGAGGACGCACGAAGAGGAACGCCGAAACCCAAAAAUAAAGUUCCUGUUUCAAGUCGAGCCAAUUCAACUCAGUUUCCGCCAGUGUUUUUUAAUCUCGUGCAGAUGUAGUUUUGACCCCGUUAGUAGCUGGCUUGGGGGCGGGGAGGGAAACCCACGCUGGUGCUCCUGGAAGUUUCUGGAACCCCCGCAGGGAUGCCAGAACAUUAUUCCAGGAACAUCUUUGCCUGCCGUGCAUGCCAACAGUAAACUUCUCAGCCCUUUCUCACUGAAUUCACCUCAUGUUCACUCUGGUCAAGUGCUGCAGUGAUGGGUUAGAUCAUCAUUAGAUUAGGUACGUUUCUGUGGCUGUUGUACGUCAUUGCAAACACUAAAAUAUCCCACAUAAAUUUAAGAGGGGAAAAAAGGGGUUCUGGAGAGGACAUUUAAUUAUAAAGGAAAUGUAAUUCAAUGUUCUGUUGUUAUAGAAAGAAUUCAUUCAGUGAUGAAUUCAUUCUGAUCGUGUGUUAACAGAGCAGUAUUAAAUAAAAUGAUUUUUUCAAUGAA